AUGCGACGAAAAGGUGUUCUGGCAGCAGCAGCUUUUCUGUCGUCGGCGCUGUUCCUACUUGGACUUUGGCAUACCUCAACCACUCCAUGGACAUCUCAGCGUGUCAACACCGAGGCCAUUGGCAGCCCAUGGAUCGAAAAAGGUGCCAAGGCAGGGGACAAGGCAAUCGUGGUUGCCAAAAUGAAGAACGAAAACGUAGACUGGGUUCUUGACAGUCUUCCAGAAUGGCAACAUGCUAUCUACCACAUGGACGAACCCGACUACGUCUUGCAUGUUCCUGAAAACAAAGGACGCGAAGCCCAAGCCUAUUUGACCUUCCUGAUCGACCACUACCAUAAUCUUCCGGAGAUCACUGUCUUCCUUCAUCCCCAUCUCAAAGGUUGGCCCGAAGCAUGGCACACCGAUGCUGCUGACUACAACAACGUAAACUCAGUCAACGGGUUGCGUCUCGAAUACGUACGGGAGCACGGGUAUGCCAAUAUGCGAUGUAUCCACGAUCCGGGUUGUCCUGCUGAGAUUCAGCCCUUUCGAGAGGAUCCUUCCCGUACUGCCGAAAUCGCUUUUAAGGAUGCCUGGAUGUAUUUCUUUCAAACCAACCUAUCGAGUGUCCCGGAAAAGGUGGGCACCCCAUGCUGCUCUCAGUUCGCAGUUUCAAGAGACCAAGUGCUGAAGCGUCCACUGAGUGACUAUCUACGAUACCGAAGGUGGUUGCUAGAGACGACCCUGACUAGCGACGUUUCAGGAAGAGUCAUGGAGUAUAUGUGGCACAUCAUGUUUGGCAAGGAUCCUAUCUGGUGUCCAAGCUUGCACACUUGCUGGUGUGAGCAAUUCGGCCGCUGUUAG
This is a messenger RNA of Lithohypha guttulata, 843 nucleotides long. RefSeq lists its product as uncharacterized. The record is from RefSeq and is a predicted model, not a curated record. Bases 1 to 843 code for a protein of 280 amino acids. The transcript is spliced from 2 exons. Lineage: Eukaryota; Fungi; Ascomycota; Eurotiomycetes; Chaetothyriales; Trichomeriaceae.